Lacerta agilis (Sand lizard) is the source of this 1836-nucleotide messenger RNA. RefSeq names its product V-set and immunoglobulin domain containing 10 (gene VSIG10). Gene Ontology annotation, biological process: cell-cell adhesion. The transcript has 9 exons. The record is from RefSeq and is a predicted model, not a curated record. Gene Ontology annotation, molecular function: cell adhesion molecule binding. Gene Ontology annotation, cellular component: cell-cell junction. The coding region runs from base 81 to 1637 and encodes 518 amino acids. NCBI's taxonomy places the organism in Eukaryota, Metazoa, Chordata, Lepidosauria, Squamata, Lacertidae.
CCGCCUCCCUUCUCCGUCCCUCCCCAUCGCAGCCUCCGGGGCACCGCCGGGUCGCUUCGGCUGCUGCAGCCGAGGCUGCCAUGGCGUGUGGAUUGGCCUCCAGACUCCUCUCCUCCUUCUCGUUGCUCCUCUGCUUGGGUCGAGGCAUCGCUGCAGGAACGGAGGAGGUGGUGAUUGGGGAGGUGGAAGGAAACGUCACCCUUGUGUGCCGGAAUGUGUCUCCGCGAGCGCUCAAGGUGGAAUGGUUUCAUGGCGACCCGGGAAAGAUCCCCAUCCUCUUCUCGUCGGACGGCAGCCUCCCUUCUGACACUCGCUUCUCCCUGGUGAGGAACAGCUCCUUCCACAUCUCAGGCUUGCGGCUGCAGGACGAAGGCAACUAUACCUGCAGAGAGGUCCUGAAUGAGACAGACCACAGACACAGGAUUCAGUUGCUCGUUGCCAGUGGCCCCACCAAGGUGAAUGUCAACAUCGGUCCUGCCACGGUGCUACCAAAUGGCACCCUCUACGCCCAGAGACACGGGACCCUCAACUUCUCCUGCACCAGCGACUCCCGCCCAAGCUCUGCGACCAAAUGGGAUUUCUUCCAGUCUGGCUCUGGGCAGGAGCCCUUCACGGAAGUCAACAGCUCCCUGAGCUACUUUACCCUCUACAACUUGUCGCCCAGGUUGCAAGGAAAUUACUCCUGCUCGGCAACUAACCUGCUCAGCCACCGGCAGCAGACAGUCACCCGUGAACUCCUCAUCUACUAUCCUCCACCAUCACUGCCUCGAUGCUGGGCUCAAACCUCCGUGGAAGGCUCUGGAGGGGUGCAGCUGCAUUGCAGCUGGACCGGGGGUUACCCGCACCCCAUGCUUCAGUGGACCAAUCUGGGGAACCUGAGCCAGGACGGUAACGUGACGGACAUUGCAGACACCAAUGUGGCUGCUUUGAAUGGCUCGCCUCUGCUCUCUGGGAAGGAGUUUGUUUGCCGCGGGAUCCACCUGCUGCAGCAGACUGGCCAGGCCUGCACCGUGAGGCUGGAGGCCCCUUCGCUUGUGUCCGACCCCAUGAGGAGCUGCUUCGUAGGGGGAGCCACUAGGAUGACGUGUCAGGCCAGUGCCGGAAACCCCCCUGCCAACAUUUCCUGGCUGCGCAACGUCUCCCGGACUCAGAUGGAGAUCCGUUCCGGCGGGAGGUUUCUGGUCAGCCAAAAGGGCAACGUCUCCACUCUGGUAAUCCAGAACUGUUCUCACAGUGCGGACAGCGGUUUGUACAUUUGCAAGGUUGAGAACCCCCUGGGGCUGAAGGAGGCGUAUGUUUACCUCACCGUGAUCGAGCCAGUGAACAUCGCAGGCAUAGUGGGUGCAAUUGUGGUCCUUUUGCUGCUGGGCGUUCUAGUCCUCUCUGGAGUCCUCUUAUACGCUGGACCCCGUUGGUGCCUAAAAGCCAACAUGCUCAGGAAUCGAGAUGCAAGUGAUAUCCUUGUGCUGAUGGAUUCGGAGGAAGAGGAUCCGCUGGCGGAAGUAGCCGGGGAGCCUGCUUCAAAUCAGGGGGUUGCCCUGGCUAAUGGAGGGUCUGCGACGCCUCACCAAAGUCCCCAGGCAGACGUGCCUAGUGAAAAUUCCCUGGAGGACACCAACAGAGAGACCAUGUCCUAAAUGUAGAGGGAGCUCUCUUGCCUUUCCGUGUGUGCUAGGAAACCAAAGCUUCACCGCAAUGUAACUCUGCUCUGAUCCUGACCGGGGAGAAGGAAGGAGUUCACUUGGCAGCCAGAUCAUUCUCAGAGGCCUUCUUCAUCCCGUCUUGAUCAUGCCCUUCCACAUUUUUCAUAAUUCGCCCGCCUGCCUUUUCUCCCCC